Molecule: messenger RNA, 880 nt
Organism: Aplosporella prunicola CBS 121167
Lineage: Eukaryota; Fungi; Ascomycota; Dothideomycetes; Botryosphaeriales; Aplosporellaceae
Exons: 2
Coding region: 172-747 (191 amino acids)
Source: RefSeq, a predicted model, not a curated record
CCCCCGCCCAUAGACACGGUUACGCUGGCUGACGGCGCUCAGGCCGUGGUGAUUAGCUAGAUUUAUCUAGCUAUCUACUCCUAAAUGCUACCACAAGCAGCACUCAGUGCAAAACAUGUCCUUUGCAAAGUGCCGUCAUAGCCGCCCGGAGGGCACACUACCAAUGACCCCAUGCCGCAGCACCUGGGCUACGGAUUUGAAAUACCUCUCCUUACUCUACCAAGUCACGCUCAACAUCCACCACGACACCCGCACACGCGCCGCCUUCCUGGCUGGGGAGGAUGCACAUUGUUAUUGAGUGAGAGAUUUAGGCCACAGUCGGGAUGCCGGGCGUUGGCGGUGCCGGGAGGAUUACUGGACGUCCGAUGGAAGGAUCGUAUAUCCGGAUUCCUCAGACCACACUCGGGCGUUAGGGUGGUUGCAUCGGGACAAACACCCGGCGGACUAAUUAUGCGAGGCCGGGACGAGACCGCCCGCCCCGCCUCAAGGCACUCUAUCCAGACGGUUUGGGCGACCUCAGGAGGUGGGGUAGAGCCAAAGCGGGCAUGGCUACCUCCUUUCCAGCAGCAUCAUCAAGGGAUCGGGAUGGUCGGAAGUUGGAAGUGUGCUGUUUCUCCACCAACUCGACCAGGUAGUUAUCCUUUCCGAAAUGCGCGACAGAUCAGAUCCCCGACGAUCCGCCGUACCGCGCGACAAUUAUGCUUAAGACGUAGAAGCACCAAUAACGGCAAGAUGUUGUUUGGAUAAGCGAGGUAAACCGUAUACAGGGAAACAAUGUGGGGUGAUUGGUUUGUUUCACCUUCCGCCGAACACGAUCAUUAGGUACUGGCCCGAGUAUGCGUUUCAAGUAGAAUAGGGCGUCCAAAGCACAGUCCCCUAC